AUGCCUGCACUCGCAAGUGAAACUCCGUUGGACGUGGGGUCAGGUGAGUUGAGUGGUUCGGGCCGUACCAGUCCCGUGGUAGAGGCCACAACCGAUUUCCAUGGAAACCACGAGCCCGCGAUAGCUUCGGCCAUACCAAAACCUUUGGAAGAUGCCCCCCAGAUUUCUUUUGAGGAUUUUGCCACACGAUACCACCAAAACCAACGCAAACAAGUCCAAAGGAAGCGACUGGCAAAACGCCUUCGUGCCACCAAGGUGUCCAUAGGCGUUUCCGCGCGUACGGUUCGUGUCGGCCUUACUGCACAGCGAGGUCUCGUUGAAGCUCUCCGCCAUGAUGAUAAAGCCAAUUUCAUUGCUCUCUACCAUACACUUCAUGGUCUCCAGGAAUCUUGCGGUUCACCUGUUCUCAACGAUGGCCAAACAGACUCCGUGGAUGGGGAGCCAUUCUUAACAACUGACACUGACCAUUUCCCGGAUUUCCUGCAUCAGUUGAGCCCUCAGUCCCGGACGGACUUCCUGGAGAUUUUGCGGCUGGUCCGCUCUGAUCCCCAGUUUUUGGUCGACCGGUUGCGAAGCUUGUCUUCAUCCCAGCUGGCUGCUUUUACCUCCCCAGCCUCAGCUUUGGAUUUCAAUGACCCCACAUUUCCUUCUACCUCCCGAACCCGGGGCCAGUCUUUCUUAAGCCGAAACCAGGCUCAGUCUGCCGCCUUCAAGGACUACGCAUAUGCCUUCGAGAGGACUGACCCACUCUCUGUACUUCUCUUUAACGUUUUUGCCGCUCCCUUGGAUCCAGAGACAAGUGAAGCCCGCCUGCGCAUGGAAGUGUGGUCCUCCGUCUGCGCUCAACUAAUCUCCAAUGGAAGUACUAGAUACUACCCUCUUAUCGGCCAGAUUCUUUCAUCCUGGACUACCGGCAGUUCUUGGAAAGCCCGACCCAGGUUUGAACUCUACCUAAUGGAUAUCUUGCAAACCGGUGCUUUUCUUCUGGAACCUAUUGCCACACCACCCGGACUGAGUUAUUCCAUGGAUGCUCUGGAUCCUUUACGGACGGAUGUCGCUGAGGAAUUCUUUGCUUCUGCCGUGGAUGACUUGUUCCGUGUACUGGAUGAUCCCGACGGUGGUUUUCCUCAUGCCGUUCUGCAGUUUGCGAAGGUGGUUUUGCGCAAGCUGGAUAACCCUGAAACCCGCAGUCGCUUUUUGGAGUUUUUAUUCGUCCAGUGGUUCUUUUCCAAGUUCCUCUAUGGCGCAUUGACCUAUCCUGAGACCCACGGGCUUCUCCUUGACUUCCAUGUUAGAAAAGAUGCUCGGGAGAAGCUACUGAGCCAGGUCGGGCACCGUGCCUACUCUCAAGUCUUUGCUGUUUUGCGUUCAAUGCAACAUUUCUCAAUCCCACGUCCGAUAAUUAGAAAACGUGUGGAAAGCAUGCUCUCUCGGGUCCAGGACACGACGCGGCCAGAAGCAUCGGUUGACCCUUCUACGCCUUCUUUACAGACAUUUCUUCCUCGGCGACGAAAUCCCCCUUCGACUUUCCUGAUGCUGUCUGCUCGGGAUGUUCUUACACUUCUAGAUGCCCUCUUCCAACAGCCACCACAUUCUUUGCAUUCUUCGCCGGCCUCUGGGGCGGGUCUUAAUUGGUCUUCCAGUUCACCACCAUUUGUUGAUCUUCGCCCAGACUCGCUUAUGGACCCUGGCUUCGCUCAUGUCAAGUACGACGCAAGUUCAAAACCAACAUCACAUAACGGUUCCAUAUUCUCAGUGGAGACCCCUUCCAUCUUGACACCGGAAAAUAGCCUGUCAGAAAAGGCCGCUCGCAUUCGUUUCGAGCUAACUGAUCUAGAUCAUCCCAAUGAGCGCUUGAGCUUAGAGCACCCCUCAGACGAGCAUUGGGCCAUCUUGUCAGUUCAAGCAGAUGGCUGUGCCUUGACCUGGAGCCUCCUUCCCGAUAGCAGCUACGACUCCCCCAAAGGCCCGAUUAUUGAAACCGAUGAUGACGUACAUUCCACGACCCUAGGGCUGGAAGAAAAUCACGAAGCAUUACAGACAGCGAUUGUUCGACUCGUCAACGAGAACCAUAUCCAAGAUUCCAGUGACUAUGAGUUCCUCUCACAUACCAGUACACAGCCAGCUGCCAUGUCCUUGAAGCAAAGGUUCAACGAGGCCAUGUUUUGCUGCCAUCAUGACUCCGAUUUUGUUGGGGCGCACUACUGGUGGAACGCUUCUCGGCAGCUCGGGCAGCGGGUGAAUCCUAGCUCAUCCGAGGCAACAGACGACUCAUGGAUAUUGGACGCAAUGUAUAAAUCCUACGGUCGCUCAUUGACUCACUCCCGGGCUGUCAUUGAACGAUGCGAGAGUGACUUUGUAUCUCUGGAUCACAGUCUUCGCCGACUCCAGAACCAAGUCAAAGACCUGACUUCCAUUUUCUGUAAGAUCAGAGACAAGAUGUGGUAUAUGACGGAUGUCAAGAAUUCGAUGAAGUAUGAAGAAGCCAAACAUGUCGCCAUGGCUUUGAAGACGAUGAUCUACUCAGCCCGGCUAUUCAGCCAAUUUCCCGAGGAACAGCGCUCACGUUAUGGGGCAAGGUCAUUCGGUGGUUCCCUGUUCCAGAAACCCGAGGUGCAGGUCAUGAACAUGAUGAAAGCCCCCAGCAGCCAGGGUGGGCCGAACAAGCUGUCAGAUGAACAAGUCGAGCUAACGCGGAAGUGGUUGUCGCACAACGUGAUUGAGAAUUUCUGCAGGGGAGAGGAAAGAAUUCAUCGAUUCUGUUACGAGGUUCGGACGAGCAUCAAUAAACUGGUGGGUGAAACAAUGACUGAAACGCCAGUCCUGUGGGCAAGUGAGCUUUUCCACCGAGAACGCUCAAUGUUCGAGGGUGGUUACGGGGCUCGCUCCUUCCCGGGUAUGUCUAUGCCUAGCACCCCUCGACCCUCAACGACAACAAGCGAGGACACGAACCUCGCUUCCCACUUCAAUGGUGCAAAUAUGGCUAUGCCUGAUCCUAUGACCCGGCUUUCUCAGGAUACCCCAUCGCUGGGUCGCAAGCCCUCUAUUCAAAGCAUCACCUCCGAUAAAUGGAAACCUCAGCGCGACUUUGCUUCAAUUGAUAUGUCCUCUAUGGGAGGUUCGCCUGGCCGUGCUGCUUCGACAUCUACCGGUGACACAUGUAGUACAUUCUGGUCUGCACCGCAGCCACAUCCCAUGUAUGCCGCGAGCAUGUCGAGUGUGUACUCGCGGCCACCGUCUAUGUUUAGUGAGACGGCUACCCGUCAGCCUCGCCGUAUUGAACGCAAGACACACGGAAAGACGGCAUUCAUGGACGGACUGAAACAGACACUGACCAGUUUGCUUCUCAGCGAUCUGGGCUCCCCGGUCUGGAGUUGUGGUAGUGAAACUGACGCUUGGUUCACGAAUGCACUGAACCAAAAACGCAUCCAGGUCGAGAUGCGCCGACGAGCUGCUGUACAGAAAUUCUUUGCUGAUUACGAAGAGCGCUCUCAACACCUUGGUCAGCAACGUGGUUCAUUAAGGGGUCGGCGGAGCCGGUCUUUGGAUAACCUGCGUGCGUCGAGCCACAAAGCUCCUAGCGUGGAACCCUCGUCGGAGGAACCGCAGUCGUCUCUGGAAACAGACGGACGGUCAACCUUUUCAUACAAGGCUGUCUUCCACCGGCUGAUUGAGGUGUUCUCGCGUCAUGGAAAUCCCUUUGUCAAGAUCAAUGCGCUGCGGGACUUGAGGUCGUUGGUGAUUGCAUCGCUCAUUUCACCGGAAGAUGCCAGCCUCUCAACCCCCAUUGGAUCUCCUUCCGGAGAGACCAACGGAACUCGGGGCAGUUCUCAGCUCCACCGGGCUUCUCGUCAUAGUUUCUCAGAAAUGCGACUCCACGAUCUCCCUAAUAUGGAUACAGUCUUACCUUCCUCCUCACCCGAGUCAGAAACAAGUGGCUCUCGAAGGUCUGACUAUUCCACUCCAUCCGAAGCCCAGAUCAUAGCAACUAUGCGCGAUUUAAUCCUCGAAGUGAAGCCGAAGACCCUGUUCAGAGACCUGCAGUUCAUCUCAGCCUUCGUCCCAGCAGACCAGCUAAACAAGACAGACCGCGGGACCGCAUUCCUCCAAUUCGGCCUAGCUGCGCUAAGCCUCAAAGACGAGAUAUGCCACAGCAUGGUCGAAAUCGCCGACCGAAUCGUCUCUCAGGAGCUCUCUCGUCGCCAUCCGCCCUUCGCCUCAGACUUCCACUCCCACCCUGGCCAUGCUAUCCAGGAUGCUGCGGGAAUGUGGAUAAUCACCGCCAAAGAGGGAAAUCCGGUUGCACAGCGAGAACUUGCAAUCCUCUACCUUACGCACCCCGAACUUCUUCCACGCGUGACCCUACCUCUGACCCUGCCGCGGGAUACCUUCAAGGCGGAGAUGAUGUACCGCCGAGAUAAGUACUCCAAAUCCGACCCGCAGAGUAUGUGUCUGGCACUGCACUGGAUGCAGCUGUCGGCUAGUGGGGGUGAUACCCUUGCUCGGAAUCGACUUCGCGAGCGUGAAGAGUUUGACUCCAUUGCUUGA
This is a messenger RNA of Penicillium bovifimosum, 4548 nucleotides long. RefSeq lists its product as uncharacterized. NCBI's taxonomy places the organism in Eukaryota, Fungi, Ascomycota, Eurotiomycetes, Eurotiales, Aspergillaceae. The record is from RefSeq and is a predicted model, not a curated record. The coding region runs from base 1 to 4548 and encodes 1515 amino acids. The transcript has 3 exons.